Triticum dicoccoides is the source of this 531-nucleotide messenger RNA. Its product is annotated as auxin-responsive protein SAUR36-like. The transcript has a single exon. Gene Ontology annotation, biological process: response to auxin. The record is from RefSeq and is a predicted model, not a curated record. Lineage: Eukaryota; Viridiplantae; Streptophyta; Magnoliopsida; Poales; Poaceae. The coding region runs from base 64 to 483 and encodes 139 amino acids.
UGUGCAAAAGUGUAUCACACCAUCAGAGCCAAAGUGCAUUUUAGCCAAGAACACAUAGCAACCAUGAUCCAUUCAAAGAAGCUUGCUCAGCUUGCCAAGAAGUGCCAGAGGCUGGUGGCAGCUGGUGGCCAGCAGACUGCAGACACCGACGGAUGCUGCAGCACUGCCUCUGUUGCAGACAGGGGUCACUGUGUCAUGUACACUGUUGAUGGAUCACGGUUCGAGGUCCCUUUGGUGUACCUUGGCACAAUGGUCUUCGGUGAGCUCCUGAGGAUGUCUCAAGAGGAAUUUGGCUUCUCUAGUGAUGGCAAGAUCAAAUUACCUUUUGAUGCCUCUGUGAUGGCCUAUGUGAUGUGUUUGAUUAGGAGAGAGGCCUCUGAAGAGGUUGAGAAGGCAUUCCUGAGCUCCAUAGCAAGGCCUUGCCACAGUGCGAGUUAUGUGGCUUCAGUGAAACUUAAUCAGCAAUUUGCUGUUUGUAGCUAGUGAUAAAUGUUUUGUUCAGUUGAAUGUAAAUUAUAAGAGUUGUAGGAA